AUGGCCAAACCGCAGUUCGACCGCGCAGACGCCAGCGCGCUCCUCGACGACCGAGGCUAUCGCGGAGCCCUCAUCAGAGGGCAGAACCCGGCGCUGCUCUUCGAAAAGGGUGUACGCGAGCGCAUCACCGAGUCCUACUACUGGAAAGAGCAAUGUUUCGGUCUGAACGCUGCGACCUUGUGCGACCGCGCGGCCGACCUCAAGUUUAUCGGCGGCACGACUGGCAUUACGGGCAAGCCUACACCAUUCUUGUGUCUAGCAUUCAAGAUGCUGCAGCUAGUUCCGGACAAGGAAAUUAUCCUUGAAUACCUCAACUUUCGCGACGACGAGGAAGAUGGAUCACCGGAUGGCGAGGCCAAGAAGGAGGAAAACGGCCACACAUCCGAGGACGAAGACACAACCAAGAAGGCGCUCGAUCUAAACGCUGCAGGCAAACUCGGCGACUUCAAAUACCUGCGGUGCCUCGCUGCCUUCUACAUUCGCCUUGCCUGGGAGCCCGUCGAAAUUUACAAAACCCUCGAACCCCUCCUCACCGAUUACCGCAAGAUAAAACGACGCCUCAAGGAUGCCUUUACCCUCACGUACGUCGAUCAGUUCAUCGAUGACCUCCUCACAAAAGACCGCAUGUGCGCGACGAGUCUGUGGAAGUUGCCGUUGCGGGCGAACUUGGAGGACUUGGAUAUGUUAGAGCCGAGGGAGAGUCCGUUGGGUGACGAAAUCGAUGAGCUGGAUGAGGAACUAGACAGAAGGAGCGAUGGGAGUGAUUACAUUUUGCCGCACCAUGAGAGCGCUUCCGACCCCAGCCACAGCAAGAUAUAUGCAACGCUCACCCACCACGUCGCUGCCACGCAGUCUCCCAACUGA
Messenger RNA from Alternaria incomplexa, 864 nucleotides. RefSeq lists its product as uncharacterized. The transcript has 2 exons. Gene Ontology annotation, cellular component: precatalytic spliceosome. The record is from RefSeq and is a predicted model, not a curated record. The coding region runs from base 1 to 864 and encodes 287 amino acids. NCBI's taxonomy places the organism in Eukaryota, Fungi, Ascomycota, Dothideomycetes, Pleosporales, Pleosporaceae.